Molecule: messenger RNA, 405 nt
Organism: Oldenlandia corymbosa var. corymbosa
Lineage: Eukaryota; Viridiplantae; Streptophyta; Magnoliopsida; Gentianales; Rubiaceae
Source: the annotation of a GenBank genome assembly
AUGGGUAGGGAUACUAUUGCCGAGAUAAUAACCUCUAUACGAAAUGCGGAUAGGGAUAAAAAAAGGGUAGUUCGAAUAACCUUUACUAAUAUUACGGAAAAGAUUGUUAAAAUACUUUUACAAGAAGGUUUUAUUGAAAAUGUGAGAACACAUCGAGAAAAUAACAAAAAUUUUUUGGUUUUAACAUUACAACACAGAAGAACUACAAAAAUACCCUAUAGAAAUAUUUUAAAUUUAAAACGGAUCAGUCGACCCGGUCUACGAAUUUAUUCCAACUCUCAACGAAUUCCUCGAAUUUUAGGCGGGAUGGGGAUUGUAAUUAUUUCUACUUCUCGAGGUAUAAUGACAGACCGGGAAGCCCGGCUAGAGGGAAUCGGCGGAGAGAUUUUGUGUUAUAUAUGGUAG